Penicillium verhagenii is the source of this 4107-nucleotide messenger RNA. RefSeq names its product WD40 repeat domain-containing protein. The transcript has 5 exons. Gene Ontology annotation, molecular function: protein binding. The record is from RefSeq and is a predicted model, not a curated record. Bases 1 to 4107 code for a protein of 1368 amino acids. Lineage: Eukaryota; Fungi; Ascomycota; Eurotiomycetes; Eurotiales; Aspergillaceae.
AUGCGGCAAAGUGGCCGCGACCUGGGUCCCGUUGCAGUCACCCAAAAACAGCUGGACGGGGUCGACAGGGAAGGUGGAGCCGUCGGCAUUGUUGUGGAUAAAAUGCGGCCAGAAAUCCAUCAUCUGGGCAUCGGGAACCACAUCCCAGACCGACGGGGCUGCUGGAUGUACGCGCACAGGUAUAGCAGGUUGAUGAUGCCGCCGGCGGCCGGGGAGGUUGCUGGCGGCGCGUCUCCACUGCGCCUUGGCCAGUGGGGUCGAGAGUCGAGACUCGAGACAGGAGGGGUAACACCCCAAAGUUCAAACUCCCAGACUUUCAACUCCGGUUUUGGUUUCCUUCCCCAUGUGUCAUUUGGUGGCCAUCGGAAUGUAGGCUUACAGAUUGGAGUAAACAAUGGCACUGUCAAUACCGAGUUUCGGCUGCCUUCCAGUCUGGAGGCAAAGUUACCCAUUGUGCCCGAGGCUACUUUCAAUUCGUUUGCAGAUCAACAUGACGAUGAAUGUCACCCAGGUACCCGAACUGACCUCCUUCAGCAAAUUGAAGAGUGGGCUCUGUCGCCAGAAACUUGUCAUCGGAGAGAAUGUAUCUUUUGGUUGAAUGGAAUGGCCGGAACAGGGAAAUCAACUAUCUCCCGGACAGUGGCGACACGUUUCAGCAAGGAAAACUCAUUGGGAGCCAGCUUUUUCUUCAAAAGAGGUGAGGGAAAUCGGGGAAACGCGACAAGAUUUGUCUCAACCGUCGCACGAGAAUUGGCGGCCAGCAUUCCUGAAUUAAUUUUCCCUAUCGAGGAAGUUGUUCGUGAAGACCCAGGAAUCGCGACAAAAUCCAUGACAGAGCAGUUUGACAAACUGAUUCUGCGUCCACUUCACAGUCUAAAGUCAUCAUCCAGGGCAUCUUGCUUGGCGAAACAGACUAUGGUGAUAGUAAUUGACGCGUUAGACGAGUGUCAAGGAGAUAACGACAUCCGACUCAUUCUCAACCUUUUACCGCAGCUACAACAAUCAGGUUCGCCGCGACUUCGGGUGUUUAUCACCAGCAGACCUGAAAUGGAAAUCCGUCUUGACUUUUCGAAAAUUCUAAAUCACAAAGAUUUUAUUCUUCAUGAAAUUCCCAGAAAUGUGAUCGAAGAGGAUCUGUCAUUAUUCUUGAAUCACCGACUUUCUGCAAUUAAAACUGAGCGGUCUCUUCCCGAUGAUUGGCCUAGAGAAUCAUCCGUCCUUGAUCUAAUCUCGCUCUCUUCCCCACUCUUUAUUUUCGCUGCUACUAUUUGUCGUAUGCUGGAAGACCGCCGGUUUGACCCCGUGGAGAUUCUAUCAGACAUCCUUGAAUCUCCCGAAAAUAUCUCGAAGCUUGAUAAAACAUAUCUUCCUGUCUUGAACUCGCUUCUAUAUAAUCUGCCAAACAAGAAACAAAGAGAUCAGGUCAUCAAGGGGUUUCAACAAGUGGUCGGAGCUAUUGUGAUGCUGGAAAAUCCUCUCUCAAUUGAGUCACUCUCAAAACUUCUCAAUAUUCCCGAAAGGACCAUUCAAAUCAGAUUAGACCUUCUGCAUUCGGUUUUGAAGGUUCCAGAAGAUAAGUCACUUCAGGUCCGCCUCUUUCACCUGUCGUUCCGUGAUUUUCUUCUCGAUGAUGAAACCCCCAGCAAGACGCCUUUCUGGGUUGACUCGACAAAGAUGCACUUCGAACUGGCCAAGGCGUGUCUUUCCGUUUGUGGACAUACCCUGCGAAAGAAUAUCUGCAAAUUACCCACCGAUGGAACCCCGCGUUCUGAUCUGGAUCCUGCCACCAUCGAUAGGCAUAUUCCUCCAGAGGUGCAGUAUGGCUGUCGGUACUGGGCAAACCAUCUUGGACAAUUCUUAACAGAUAGUGAAGCGUUUCCUGGUGGUGAAGCAGCCGAUGUGUUUGCCGAUGCGCUUGAAUUCCUCCAGAAGCACUUCAUGCAUUGGAUGGAAGCCAUGAGUAUUCUUGGUCUUAUGCCGGAGGUAAUAGGGAUGGUCAACCUCCUGCUCGGCCUUUCACCGUGCAAGACAAAUCCGGCAAUGUCUAGUUUACUGAGCUAUGCAAGACGCUUUGUUCUCAAAUAUUCACAGAUUGCCGACGAAGCGCCGCUUCAAAUCUACUCUGCGGGUUUGAUAUUCGCACCCCAAAACGCGGUCAGGAAAUUGUUCGACGCCGAUCUUCCCUCUUGGUUGGCGCAAUUACCGCAGGUGGCUGCGAGCUGGAGCUCAGAAAUCCAAGUUUUGGAGGGCCAUGAAGAUACUGUAUUCAAUGUGGCUUUCUCCUCCGAUAGCCGUGUUCUGGUAUCUGCAUCAGCUCUUUCAAUACGUAUUUGGGACCAUUCGACGGGCACCCUGCAGCAUUGUCUCCCUGCAGACCCAUCUGAUCAAUCUCCAUAUCACCUGAUAGUCUUAUCCCCCGAUGGUCAAUUGCUGGUAUCCUCAUCUCAGAGCGGCAUUUUGAAGCUAUGGGACACGGUUACAGGGGUGUUACAGGAAACAUUUAGCUCCAAUUCAUCCCAUUUGGGAUUCACACAGUUUUCUCCGGACAGCCGACUGCUGACUUACGUAUCUCGCAAUGGUCAACUACAGCUUUUUGAUACACAGGGGACUCUACAAUGUCAUUCCUUCAAUGGCUCUUCGGUACCAAUUUCUUCAUUGGCAUUCUCCCCGGACAGCUUAUACAUAGGGUACGGAUAUACAGAUGGUGUGGUGAAGAUCUGUGAGCUAGCGACUGGGAACGUCAAGCAUAGGUUCAAAUGUCACACGAAAUCAGUGUAUAUGAUGGCAUUCUCACCCGACGGUCUUUUGCUGGCGUCAAUCUCUGAGGACCAAUCCACAGCAAAUAUACGGAGCAUUUCAAGAGAUACGCCAAAGUACGAGAUCGAUGUCGACCCACAUGGCCCAGUUUUGAACAUGGUUUUCUCUCCUAACAGCCAAAAAAUAGUUUUCGAAACUCGCGAUGGAACCAAAUGCUGGGAUCUCAGAACUGGCGAUCGAACGGGGGUGUUGAAUAUCAAUUAUAGUGAAAGGUGGCGUGAACUAGCCUUCUCGCCCGAUAGCACUUAUUUAGUAGCUGCUGGAUUAAUAGCGGUGUUUAUUUGGGACUGCCAAAGCAAGCCUCGCAAACUAGCGAUACAUUCGGACUUGAUGCAUUCUGCAGCCUUGGCAAAGAAUAGCCAAUCUCUCCUCCUAGCAUCGGGUUGUAAGAAUGGCACAGUGCGAUUAUGGGGCCUCAAAGCACCUUUGGGGUCUGAAACUAAUGUCAGUGGUGCUUCAGAGAUUGGAGGCUUGUGGACAAGUGAGAUGACCGAUCUACUUUUCUCGCAUGGUGGGCGAUUGCUGGCAUCAACAUCAUCCCGUGGACAGAUCGUCAUCUGGGAUGUAAUGAAGCAAGUCAUCAAGGAUGAAAUUGAACUCCAAUAUCCAUUUGAUGGGAAGGUGGCAUUUGCCUAUGAUAGUCCCAUUCUUGCCAUCACCCAGACCAAGGAGAUCUUGCUUUGGGACCUUCUUCAAAGGCGGCCCCUCAAGAAGCAUCUCAACUUCAUUGAUUUCGAGAUCUACUAUGAGGAGAGACCUCUCUGUUUGGCCGUCUCAAGGAACGGACAGGUGGCAUUUAGCCUCAGACACAAGAUUCGCCUGUGGGACAUGGAAACAGGGGCCAAGUUGCACUAUUGGAAACUUGAUGGGAAUAUCACCACUUUGGAGUUUCUCGACGAUGGGCCAUAUUUGCGAACCAACUUUGGCAUUCUAGGUCCUGGCGAGGAUGUAUUCUCACAAAAUUCACUUCUGCUGAGAAGUUUCCCCACGCCGAAAAUUGAACAGGUUCGAAAGCAGUUGAGCUCCACGGUACCUUUAAAGGAUGACGGAACUAUGAUUGGAGAAGAGUCGACAACAAAAUCACCCAGAACUUGCGAUCAAGAUGAAUUGCAAGUUUCUGUCGACAACCAGUGGAUCAUGCUUAAUCAGAAGAGAGUUCUCUGGCUUCCACCAGAUGUCCGACCACAGGCUUACGAUGAUAAAUCUAGAACGAGGAUUGCCAUCCAUGGUCGAAGAGUAGCUUUGCCACACUCUGCAGGACAUGUAUGCUUCGUCGAAUUUCGUCCAUAG